Messenger RNA from Candoia aspera, 843 nucleotides. RefSeq names its product collagen alpha-1(VII) chain-like. Lineage: Eukaryota; Metazoa; Chordata; Lepidosauria; Squamata; Candoiidae. The transcript has 9 exons. The record is from RefSeq and is a predicted model, not a curated record. The coding region runs from base 328 to 804 and encodes 158 amino acids. Gene Ontology annotation, molecular function: serine-type endopeptidase inhibitor activity.
GGUGUAUAGGGGGAAGCUGGCGUGACUGGGAAACCAGGAUCCGCAGGUGCGGAAGGACUCCAGGGAUCAAAGGGGGAGCGUGGCGUGUCUGGCACCGACGGGCCCAAGGGAGUUUCGGGGCAGAAAGGAGAAAAGGGUGCCAAAGGAGUUCUGGGCCUGGCUGGCUUCAAAGGCCAAGGUGGCCCACCUGGCAAGGCUGGUGUUCCUGGGGCACCUGGAAAACAAGGGCCACGUGGCGAUCCAGGACCACAGGGUGAAAGAGGGAGAAGAGGAAGGCCAUUGCUUUGCCUCCGGGGGGCCCCUGGGACCCCCGGCAAGAAAGGGGAAAUGGGAGAAGAAGGCCUUGCUGGUCAGAAAGGAGAAAAAGGAGAACCCGGUCUUUCUGCAGAGGACGUGAAGGUCAUCCUCAGGAGCGAGAUGAGCAGGAAGGAUGGUAAGGGCUACCAAAGCGUCCGUGUGGCCAAGCGGCUGGCAGACUCGGAUGCCAGUUCCUUGGCAGAGGCUGAGCAGAUGGUGGAAGAGGGCCUGCUGUCCAGAGUUCCAGCAGAACAAGACCUGCUGAGCAAAAUCAAGAAAGGGAACCAGGAUGGUGUGCUUGUGGAAGAACCAGCUCCACCUAGUGCAGAUCCCUGUGUCUUGCCAAUGGAUGAGGGCUCCUGCCUUCAGUAUGUGGUGCUCUGGUAUUAUCACCAAGGAAUGGAGAAGUGUCGUCCAUUCAUCUAUGGUGGCUGUGGCGGGAAUGCGAAUCAGUUUCCCUCCAAGCAGAAAUGUGAGUGGUGGUGCAAGAGAAGAACAGGAAGGUGACCAUCUGCAAACAGGUGACGUUGGAAAGAGCAAAGCCAA